This is a messenger RNA of Acanthosepion pharaonis, 693 nucleotides long. The record is from the annotation of a GenBank genome assembly. NCBI's taxonomy places the organism in Eukaryota, Metazoa, Mollusca, Cephalopoda, Sepiida, Sepiidae.
AUGUCUGCUCAUAUCAGUCUACCUAUCUAUCUCAGUCUGCUCAUAAUUAUCUAUCUAUCUAUCUAUCUAUCUAUCUAUCUAUCUAUCUCAGUCUGUUUCUUAUCUAUCUAUCUAUCUAUCUAUCUAUCUAUCUAUCUAUCUCAAUCCGUUCCUUUCUGUCUAUCUCAGCGUUUGCUUAUCUAUCUAUCUAUCUAUCUAUCUAUCUCAGAAUGUUAUUCAAUGUCUGUCUCAGUCUGUUCUUUAUCUAUCUAUCUAUCUAUCUCAAUCCGUUCCUUUCUAUCUAUCUCAGUCUUUCCUUAUCUAUCUAUCUAUCUAUCUAUCUAUCUAUCUAUCUAUCUAUCUCAUUAUGUUCUUAUCUAUCUGUCUAUCUCAGUCUGUUCCGUAUCUAUCUAUCUAUCUAUCUAUCUAUCUAUCUAUCUAUCUAACCUCUAUCUAUCUCUUUCUUUCUUCAAUACUCUUUUUCUCUCGUUACUCGCUCUUUUUUCUAUCCUUGAUCUUCUUUUUCUUUUUCAGCUCGACUUCCCACGUGACUUUUCCCCGUUUCUUUCUUUUCAUUUUUCCAUUCUUUUUAGCAUCUUACGAUCGAAUACAUUAAUUGUAUUUGUAUAUUUUAUGUCUGUAAUGUAUUUAACCUUUAAUGUCGCCAGUGUAAGGAAGAUAUUUAUAGUUAUCUACCUUGCACUGACGACGUAA